This is a messenger RNA of Lacerta agilis (Sand lizard), 855 nucleotides long. RefSeq names its product coiled-coil domain-containing protein 86-like. The record is from RefSeq and is a predicted model, not a curated record. NCBI's taxonomy places the organism in Eukaryota, Metazoa, Chordata, Lepidosauria, Squamata, Lacertidae. Gene Ontology annotation, cellular component: nucleolus.
CUAUGGCGGCGCUUGUUUCUGAAGCAGAGUCGCUGAGUGGGCAGCCUCCUCCCGAUACUGACCGAGGUGAGCAGGUCCAACAGCCCGGAAACGGCGAAGAAGCGGCCGGCUCGGUAGAAGCUGGACCAGGGAAACCACAGGCAGCUUCCUCGGGCACGAAGCGGAAGGAGGCUCCCGCCAUCCCCAGAGGAAAGCCUAAAUCUGGGCGGGUAUGGAAAGACACCGGCAAGCAGCGGUUUUCUCUCAUGACUCUGGAUAAGCCUUUGCGUACCUCCUGGGAACGCAAGAUGAAGGAACGCCAGGAAAAGAAGCUAGUCAAAGAUUUUGCGCGGCAGUUGGUGGAAGAAAAGCGAAAAGAACGUGAGGAGAAAAAACUACGAAGGGAAGAAAACUUAAGAAGACGACUGGAGAAUGAGCGGAAGGCAGAGGUUGUGCAAGUGAUUCGGAAUCCAGCAAAACUGAAGAGUGCAAAGAAAAAGCAACUGCGUCGCAUUGAGAAGCGGGACACACUGGCAUUGCUGCAGAAACGCCAAACGCAGCGCAAAGCAGCCAAGGAAUGAGGCCGAGGCGGGUCUCCCUCCCCACUCUCCAUGCAUUGAAAAUGACAUCUUGAAAUGUGCUGGCCAGAUGCACUGCUGGUUUGCUCCCUGGCUUCUCUUGGUCCCGGAGAUCAGACUCUCCCAGAGAAGGCUGCAUUGCAUCCAGAUGCCCCUUAGCUGAAGCCUCCCUUUUGCUUUUCUGUGGAGAUGGCAAAGCAGAAUACUCCAAGGUGAAGUGCUUAGACAUCUUUUUUUUUUUAAACUAACUAUUCUCCAGGGUAGCAAAAGACCCCAGACUUUAUGGAAUGGGGCAAAC